AAUCCCAGAAAUAAAAACAGAUAUGGCAGCUACAGAUAUUCAAAUCACGGUGGUAUCCUCCCUAUUCAUCUUGUUUGGUGGAAUUGGGCCAAUAUUCUGGGCUUCGAUAUCGGAAUACUAUCAUAUACGAAGGUUUUUAUAUUUGGUAGCAUUACUUGUAUUUUUCGGUGCUUCAAUAGGAUGUGCACUAGCUAAUAACAUCUAUGUUUUGAUCGUACUACGCUGUAUUCAAUCUGUUGGAACGUCGGUUACUAUGUCUGUUGGUGCAGGAACUGUGGCUGAUUGUUGGCAAAUUACAGAAAGGGGAUCAGCAUUCAGUUAUCUAUUCGUUGGACAGUUUAUUGGCCCACUGAUAGGCCCUAUUGUUGGAGGUGGGCUAAUUACGGCAACAAAUUGGCGUAGUGUUUUUUGGCUCUGUGCCGGUUAUGGACUCUUCUUGUUUGUAUUUUUUUUCUUCCUUUUCCCCGAGACAUAUCGCUUAGAUCAUCAAUGGGAUCAAACUCUCCCAACCAUCUUGGAGAGUCAGACUACCUUGACUAAUACAGCAGAAGGUAAUCACAUCGCUCAUCAACGACAACAGCCAGUUAGGAAAAUAGACAUGUCAAUUACCAUGAGCAACAGUUCCAAUGCCGAAUAUAAGGAAGUUACGCUUACUCAUAAAAAUAAAGAAGCACUUCAGACCGCUACCACAACUGCAACGGAUGACCACAGCACAUUCAAUCCAUUUAGAAGCUUUGCUAUGAUGCAAUAUGCGUUUGUUUGCUUUGUAGCUAUAGAAAUUGGUUUCUGUUUUGGUACGAUGUUCACGUUAGAAACACUUAUUCCUGAUUUGUACUACAUACAUUAUGGAUUUGAUUCCUGGCAAACAGGACUGAGCUUUAUCGGUGCUGGUAUUGGAAAUGUUCUAGGGUCAGUUAUUUCUGGAAAACUUUCUGAUUAUCUGCUAAUCAGAGCAAGCAGAAAAAGGGGUGGUAUUUCAAAAGCUGAAGAUAGACUCACACUGAACGCAUGGCCAGGAGGUUUCUUUUUGAUUCCACUUGGCGUUCUUCUGUUUGGUUGGAGUAUCAUGGCUAAAUUCUCUGUCUGGCCGGCCAUUAUAGGAUUUAGUAUACUAUGUUUUGGAAUGAGUCAAGUGUAUACAGCAGGAUCUGCUUACUUGGUUGACUCUGUACCGGGAAAAGGGGCAUCCGUGACAGCAGCUUGUAAUUUCUUUAGAAUGAUUAUGGCUGCUAUUUUAAGUUUCAUCUCUCCUAUUAUGGGGUCAGCGCUAUCCAUAGGUUAUGUAUCUAUACUUUUAGCGUCACUCAACGUAAUAGGCAUGAGCUUAUUGGUUUUCAUAAAGUUUAAGGGAAUUCACAUGAGAAGAAAAGCUGGUUUUGCAGAAAGUAAAGCAGAGGAAGCCAAUGAAAAUAACACUUAGUAGAAAUUGUAAAUAUUGUACAAUAAUUAUAUAAAGA
Molecule: messenger RNA, 1457 nt
Organism: Mycotypha africana
Lineage: Eukaryota; Fungi; Mucoromycota; Mucoromycetes; Mucorales; Mycotyphaceae
Product: major facilitator superfamily domain-containing protein
Exons: 8
Coding region: 23-1420 (465 amino acids)
Biological process (GO): transmembrane transport
Molecular function (GO): transmembrane transporter activity
Source: RefSeq, a predicted model, not a curated record